AUGGUUCAUGAACAAGAGUAUCAUUUAUUACCAAAAUAUAAUGGUGUCAAGGAACACAUUGAAGAGCAUUUUGAUCGACCAGAGCUUAUCAAGGAUUGCAUUCUUGGUUUAUCAGAUGGAUUGACUGUACCAUUUGCUCUUGCUGCUGGUCUAUCAAGCUUGGGUGAUAGCCGAAUUGUUAUCUUUGGUGGAUUAGCUGAGCUGGUCUCAGGAGCCAUCUCUAUGGGAUUGGGUGGUUAUCUCGCAGCAAAGUCUGAAGCUGAUCAUUAUCAUACAGAAAGGGAGCGAGAAGCACGAGAAGUUGAAUUAUACCCCGAAGAGGAAGAAGAAGAGAUCAUAGAGCUAUUUGAACCUUAUGGCUUAGAUCGUGAGUCAAUGGAACCCAUGAUGGUUAGGUUCAGACAGAAUACAGAGAAGUUUGUGGAUUUUAUGAUGAAGUUUGAAUUGAAUCUAGAAUUGCCUGAUCCUAAUCGUAGUUGGAUUUCUGCUUUAACUAUCGGCCUUUCAUACUUUUUCGGUGGAUUGAUUCCUCUGUUGCCUUAUGUGUUUAUUACAAAUACGAACAAUGCACUCUAUAUAUCAUGUCUAGUCACUCUUCUCACCUUGUUCUGUUUUGGAUACCUCAAAAGUAUCUACCUAAGGCCAAAACAAGCACUCUUGGGAGCUAUUCAAACACUGGCUAUAGGAGCAGUUGCAGCCGCAUUUAGUUAUGGCAUUGUUGCUUUAGUAGAUAACCAAAACAACACAAAGUAACAUGUUUGUAUAUAUAUAUUCAUGAAAAAGAAAAUGGAAAAUAAAUAGUAGCAUAUGAAUCAUAAUGGCAGCACUUUAAAGCUUGGAUGGGUUUAUUGAAAUUGCUUUUUCACAAUGUAAACCUUUGUUUAUAUGACAAAUAUCCCAAAUAUGCAUGACCAUGUACCCCCUUUUUUUAUACCGGCAUUCCAUAAAUCAAUACCCGAGCUUCUACUCAUGUUUAAACAAACAAAAGGAAACUUUCCCUUUAUCCCUGGAUCCAAGUGCAUUAAUAUAAAAAGGGGACAAUUAUUCUCCAAGGGUUAUGGAGGAGAUGUUUGACAAUGUGACGCGAG
Molecule: messenger RNA, 1088 nt
Organism: Rhizopus microsporus ATCC 52813
Lineage: Eukaryota; Fungi; Mucoromycota; Mucoromycetes; Mucorales; Rhizopodaceae
Product: DUF125-domain-containing protein
Exons: 5
Coding region: 1-753 (250 amino acids)
Biological process (GO): intracellular manganese ion homeostasis
Cellular component (GO): fungal-type vacuole membrane
Molecular function (GO): iron ion transmembrane transporter activity; manganese ion transmembrane transporter activity
Source: RefSeq, a predicted model, not a curated record